AUGAGUCGACGUGCGGUCGACGUCGGGCGAAGAGCAUCACACCUUGCCAACGCGAACAGCCUCAAUAAGAUCCCGCUGCUCGCAGCGAGCGCGGUCAGACUUGAACUGAAGUCGAAUCAAACGAUCACUUCCAUUGGACCUAUAGCACAGUCAAGAUGCCGCAUCGGCGCGAGAUCCUACCACGCUGGAUCCCAGCUUACGUUCAUUACACGGCCUCGAACUCCAACGGCGGAUGAAGGGAAGUCAGGWCUUGGAGUAACCUUCAGGCCUGGAUUGCAACACUGGUGGGCUUCGAGGCCACCACCUAUAUCUUCCCUACAGACACGAUGGAAGAGCACACACAAUAAAUCACCUGAUAAGGCUUCUCAACAACCACAACAGUUGCCAAAUACAACUCCUCCAACCGAAGAGCGAGCCACGGCUACCCCAGCCAACGGGGGAUCGAAUAAACAUCUGCUGGAUCGUUUGCCACAUCUACAUCGCCCUACCAAGGAAGAGCUCCUAGCUGCGGCAACUGGAUUCUGGCAUCGUCUGCAGAUUCGCUUCAAGUGGUUCUCUAUCCGUAGCGUGCGACCGUACACCUCUGAUGAGAUAUUCGCAUUUGUCAGCUGGAUAUUCUGGGCACAUCUCCUUUGGUUUAUCAUUGGAACCACGACGUUUGUCAGUCUCGCCAUUUGGGCCAUCAAUACCGUCUUCGCCCAAGAGACUCUGGCAGGCUGGGUUGGAAGGUCUCUGACGAAGAACACUGGCAUUAAGGUUGUCUUCGAGGAAGCUAUUGUACCACACUGGGGAGAUGGAGUCAUUCGCUUGAACAAAGUUUUCGUGAGCCGAAGGCCACAGACUGGCAGUAGCCAGAGAUCGGCAGCAGUCUCAAAGGGAUCAUCGACAACAGCCGCUGCCGUAGCCGCUGCCGAAGCCAAAGCAGAGAGAGAGCGGAUACACGGCAAGCAAGCCAGUGAUGAGCAGGAAGAUGACGGCAACUACACACAGUUCGAUGUCACGAUUGAUACUGUUGAAAUCACGCUCUCCUUCGCCAAAUGGUUCAAUGGAAAGGGAUUGCUGCGAGAUGUUGAGGUUCGCGGAGUGCGCGGUGUCUUAGACCGCACGUCUGUCCAGCCACGGAUCGAGAACGUUGAUCCAAAGAGCUACCGGCACGAACACAACACGGGAGACUUCGAAAUUGACAAUUUCAAAAUGGAGGACGUACUCCUGACAGUCUACCAACCGAACAAUUUCAGGMCAUUCCAAGUCAGUGUUUUCAACUGCGAACUGCCCAGACUACGCAAGCAAUGGCUUUUCUACGAUUUCAUGAGCGCGAACAAUAUGAGUGGUAGUUUCGACAAUUCUCUCUUCACGAUCCAUCCAAGACAGGUUCACAGCACUACCGGAGUCACACUGGUCCACGGGAGUGAAGGAGAAGCUUCACAAUGGAAAAAGCACAGCCGCAUCAGACUGGACGGCCUGAAGAUUGACCAUCUCAAUCGUGGUGUUGACGGACCGUUCUCUUGGAUAUACGAGGGCAAUGUCGACAUCGUUGCCGACCUCAUGAUCCCUACUGACGCAGAUGGAAGCAUUGCGAAAGUCAUGAGCGACUUUUACGACCGCAUGGAAGCAACCGUAACAGCACAAACCCAGCAUGGAUUGCAUCGUCAGGUCAACCAUAGGGAGGAGAGGCCGGCCGCUGCACAAGAGAUCAAAUCCGCCGCGGAAGAGGAGGAAGAAGACGACAACCGCUUUCUUGUUAUGGACAUUCAAAUCCACCUCAACGAUGUGCGCGCCUCGGUCCCCAUCUUCACGCGCGAUCUCAGCUAUGUAAACAACGCAGCCGUGCGUCCCAUCGUGGCAUACAUCAACUCCCACUCCCACCGCUCCAGCAACUUCAUUCCCAUCAGCUGUCGGAUUGUAAAACGUCAAAGCGAAUUUGACGGCUCCUGGACCGUCUUCGACUCGGGUUUACUCGACGAUUUAAGCAGGGAGACAUACGAAGCUUUUGCAAAAGACAUAACUGAUCGUAAACAAAGGCAGCGGAGGAUGAAGAAGGUGGGAAUAUGGGCUGCACAAGUCGCGGCUCAGGCGCUUUUCAUUGGCUUGGCUGGGCAGCUUGCUUGA
Messenger RNA from Ramularia collo-cygni, 2109 nucleotides. RefSeq names its product related to mitochondrion biogenesis protein (Mdm31). The transcript has a single exon. Gene Ontology annotation, biological process: mitochondrion inheritance. Gene Ontology annotation, cellular component: mitochondrial inner membrane. Lineage: Eukaryota; Fungi; Ascomycota; Dothideomycetes; Mycosphaerellales; Mycosphaerellaceae. Bases 1 to 2109 code for a protein of 702 amino acids. The record is from RefSeq and is a predicted model, not a curated record.